Molecule: messenger RNA, 4440 nt
Organism: Megalopta genalis
Lineage: Eukaryota; Metazoa; Arthropoda; Insecta; Hymenoptera; Halictidae
Biological process (GO): transcription by RNA polymerase III
Cellular component (GO): transcription factor TFIIIC complex
Molecular function (GO): protein binding
Source: RefSeq, a predicted model, not a curated record
UCCGUAGUCUAUUGUAAUGUCAGAAUGGAAGAGUAAAGGCGUAGUUGCGGUUGCGGGUUCGAAUCUUACUCCAGGAAGUUUAGACCAAAUAUUUUUUUUCGGGAAAAGAUAUUCUUUUUCAUAUAAAAACAAAAUCUUUCAGAAAUCUUGCAAUAAUGAAUAAAGACACUGAAAAAUCUUCAGAUAUUGCUUCCAAUGAUGUGGACUCAUCUAUCAAUAAAUUAAAAUCCCCAUUGCAUAAUACAAAAAUGCCUGUUAUUCAUCGUAAUAUAUUACAAAAUAUUAGGAUCAGUGAAUCUAUAGCAAAAGGUGGAAAAAUUACAGAAGAUACUCUAGAAAAUAUUAUGUCACAAAACCUUAAUACUACUGCAAAACCAUCUAUGAUAGUAGUUAAUACAGUUAAUAGUGACAAUGAAAAAUUGCACUCUAAAGUAGAACAUAGGAAACAGGUGAAAAAUAGUUCUUAUGUUAUGAAAAAGAAGAAAGAAAGUAUUAAUAAAGUAGGCAACGUAGAAAAUGUCCAAACUACCUCAAAUGAUAUACCAAAGCCUCAAGAACUACACAAAGUAUCUGAUCAAUACAGUAAUGAAAAGAGUUUAAAUGAAAGUCAAAGAGAAAUAGAUGGUACUUAUGAAACUAAUGAAAAUAUAUUUGGUAGAUCUAAACGAAUUCGUAAGUUAACUAACUUUGAUGAUUAUGUUACAUCAUACAAAAAAGAAAUUAAAAAGAAAACAAGUGUUAAUAUUUUAUCAACUACACCUGAAACAAGUACCACAGUUGCAAGUAAUCAUAAUGAAAAUAUAAGUAAUUCUACCACACCAGUUUUGACCAGGAAAUCACUGCCUUUAUAUUCUAGCAACGUUUCUGGACAUCAUACUAGUAUUAAAAAUAUUGGAGAUUAUUCUAAAGACGAAUUCAGCGACUCUUGUAGAAGUACUGAAAUUUUAGAAGAUCUCAAAUAUCGUCUUAAGAGUCCUCAAAGAUCUAAUAGUGAAAUAUCUAUGGUAUCAAUAAACACUUCCAUACAUGAAAAUGCAAAUUUAAAACUAGGUUACAGUAAACAUUCAAAUGAUGGAAGUUCGAUUCUAAUAGACAAAAAUUUAAGCAGUGAAUCUUCCUCAGUUACAACACCAGUGAGGAAAAGGGGAAGGCCCAGAAAAACUUCUUUGAUACAGCAGAUAGAUAAUGAUUCCAUUGCAGAAACAUUUGUGCAUAAUAAAGGACAUAAUGAAAAGUCAUACAAUAUUACAAGUAACAAUGGCUUAAAUGAUGAUAGUAAUGCUGAAAGUAACCCAUUAAGUUCCUCUCCUUUUAGAAAAAGGGGUAGACGGUCAAAUUCAAGCAAAGAUAAAGGUAAAGGCAAAUCCCAUUCUGCAUUAGAUAACGAGUACAUACCGAAAUUAAAGGGACCAAUAUCUGUGGAGGACUCAAAACCAGAAAGUUCCAAAGCAAUGGAUACUUCUGAUACAUUAAAAAUAGAGUGUGCUAAAUGUCACGCAAUAAUGUUAAAAAAACAAUGGCAUUCGCACAGUUUGCUCAAACAUAACGAUAUGUGUUGGAUACAAGGUGAAGAACCUUUAGAUUUCAGUGAUGAAAAGUUAUGUAAAAAAAUAUUAAAUGUUACCAUCAAGAAAAGAAAAGGCAAGUUAAAUUGUGAGAAAUGUGGUGCUCUUAAACGAAGUGUGAAUGGUUUCCUGUCUCAUGUACAAUUUUGUGGGAAAUCUGAUGAAGAGAAAGAAGCUCUGAUGAUGACAUGUCCAAUUUGCAGUGCUGUUAUGAUGCCAUCUUCUAUGGAGAUACAUGUGCGAACACAUAAACAAGUUGAACAGAAGAAAAAGGAAGUAUUGCAAAUCUUUUCAUCAAGUAAAGAAAAAGUUAAACGCAAAGCAGCAGAAAAAGCAGCAUCAAAAAUUUCGGAAUUCACUGAACUCGUAAAAGAUGCGCCUGCUGAAAAAAAGAUAAAACUUGACUCUUCUGCACUGAAAAAUUUAAUAAAACCACCUGAACAGAAAAAACAUGUACCAAGUGUAUGGAAGGGUAAGUGGCGUAAGGAGUUAAACUCUGGGAAAACAUUAGCUUGCCAUCAACUUGGUUGUAAUUUUACAACUUCGUCACUAGAGGAUAUGAAAACACAUUAUUCUACAUGUAAUUUCGUUCCUCAAGAGUGUUAUUUAUGUAAGAUAUGCAAAUCUUCAACUAAUACCAAAGAAGAGAUGGUAACACAUAUUACGGAAACACACGGAGGAGCAAUUGAUGACGAUGACAAAUAUUCGGACUUUGAAGGAGAAAGUCAUAUAAACGAAAAAUUAUCUGACAUGAUCAUGGAUAAACAUCACACACAAAAACUCCAUUGGACAGAACCGUUCUUACCUGCUAUACGUUGGACUAUGGAAUUUGAACAAAAAAAUUAUGAGCUUCAGUUAUACCAUAAUUAUACACCUAAUACAUUUACUCUGUUAAAGAAUACUGAUGCUACUAAGCAUUUACCGCAGGUGGAAGUUUCUAUGAGAACAAGGACAGAAAAAACACCUGAAAACUUAUCUCAAUCAGAAAUUUCGUGGAAACAGUGGCAAAGAUUUGAAGGUGGUUGUGAUAAAGGAAUUCCUACGUUUUUUGUUGGUGGACCAAUAUGGGCAUUGGCGUGGUUGCCUAUUCCGUCGCCAAUGUACUCGAAAAAACCGACCCAAUAUCUCGCUGUCAGUACUCAUCCAUCUAUGGAAAGUGAAUAUGCUGUAGGAAGAGCAUAUAGUGAAGCUAAUAUAAUACAAAUUUGGAAUGUGGGAUCUUUGAAUCAUGAGACUGAUAAUGAAAGAAUACCUACGUUAUCAUAUGCUCUUGCCCAUACAGCUGGUACUGUAUGGUGUUUAGAAUGGUGCCCAUCUGGGUGCUAUCAAGAUGAGAGUCUAAAUAAUUAUGAAACUAAGCAGGAAAUAUCACAUCCUCUUAAACGAAUGGGUAUGCUUGCAGCGGCUUGUUCAGAUGGUAGUGUACACAUUUAUUCGUUACCCUUUCCAGAAGAACUUGGAUUUCAAAAGACUGAAGGAAAUACGUGGCCCAUAUAUCAAACUGAGCCAGUGAUAACAUUAGUUGUAAAUAUACCUAUGUAUGAUAGCAAUAAACAAACAUGGCAAUGCACUAAAUUAUCGUGGAGCAAAGAACAUAAACAUAACACAAUUGCUGCUGGAUUUUCAAAUGGUUACAUUGCAUUAUGGGAUCUUACAUGUGAUUCACCAGUAUCAAUGCAAAAGAGACAAAACACGUACUUAAUAAAUGCAUUUCAGCAUUUUUUUGCUCAUGGUAAUGCUAUAAGUAUGAUAGCGUUGGUUCCAUACAAUGAAGCACGUUUCCUAGCUUCGGGUAGCAUAGAUAGAAUGUAUAAAUUCUGGAAUUUAGAUGAUGUAAGUACUCCUCAAUCUUCCACACAAAAAGGUAUUAUAGUUGAUGGUGUAUGGAUGACACACUGGCCAUGUUCUGUCAUUAGUUUUGAUGAUGCACUUGGAUAUAAACAUACAAAUUCAUACAUAAUUCCGAUACGAGAUAUGGAAUUCAAACUCCACCCUAUUUUGCCAACCAAUUCUCCUACUUAUGCUUUAUCAGUUUCUGAUUACGGCAAUAGCAUUGCGCAUGGUACGCUAGCAGGAGAGAUAGUGACUAUUUUUCUUCACCAAGUUAUAUGUGCUAAGGAUAAUGAGAAAAUUUCCCAGAAGAAAAAAAAGUUAAGUUCACACGUUAAAGUAGUGGAUCUAACAAAAACUGGAAAUGAAUCUAUGGAAGAUAAAAAUCCUAAAGAUUAUAACUAUAUGCCACACACUUAUAAUGUAUGCAAAGAUCGUUUCGGUAUUACAUUUUACGAUAAACUACAAGAUUCUGAACGUACUGUGCCAUCUCAGUCAAUACAGGAUAAGGUAACUGCAGUUCAAAUUGAACAAUACCCAUUUAUGUCGGUAAAUAGGAUAUCAUGGAACCCAAACGCAUGGAGUUAUUUGUGGUUAGUAGCUGGUUAUCAAAAUGGCAUAGUAAGACUGUUAAAUUUUAAAUAUAUGGCAUCACGUGAAUUAAAGACAUCUUUAACCCAGCAUGCAGAACAGAUGUUAAAAAAGACAGUAAGAGUUGAUGAAAAAUUAUAAGCACUAAAAUACCAAUAACGAAAUACAAAUUAUUGUUGUAUAUGUAUUUUAAAGUAUACAAAUUUAACUAAAUUCAGAUAUACACACUGCAGAUAAUAUCAGGAAAAAUAUAUGUUCUGGAUACAUUCGUAAAUAAAGGUAUUUAAAUAUUGUACUAAUGGAAUUAUCAUGAAAUUAUGUUAAGAAAUAAACUAUUCGCAAUUCUGAGUUUUCUGUUAGUGUUUGUAAUCUGAGUUUACACUAAUUUAAGUAGUGGAAACAUAAAUAACAAUUAUUUUAUUGUAAUUAUCAAUAAAAUUGUUAUAAAUAAUGA